AUGUCUGCUAAAGCUCAAAACCCUAUGCGUGAAUUGAAGAUCGAGAAAUUGGUCUUGAAUAUUUCUGUUGGUGAAUCUGGUGACAGAUUGACCAGAGCUUCCAAGGUUUUGGAACAAUUGUCUGGUCAAACUCCAGUUCAAUCCAAGGCUAGAUACACUGUCAGAACUUUCGGUAUCAGAAGAAACGAAAAGAUUGCUGUCCACGUUACUGUUCGUGGUCCAAAGGCUGAAGAAAUCUUGGAAAGAGGUUUGAAGGUCAAGGAAUACCAAUUGAGAAACAGAAACUUCUCUGCUACCGGUAACUUCGGUUUCGGUAUCCAAGAACACAUCGAUUUGGGUAUCAAGUACGACCCAGGUAUCGGUAUUUACGGUAUGGAUUUCUACAUUGUCAUGGGUAGACCAGGUGCCAGAGUCACCAGAAGAAAGAGAUGUCAAUCUAAAAUCGGUAACUCUCACAAGACUUCCAAGGAAGACACCAUCGCUUGGUUCAAGCAAAGAUACGAUGCUGAAGUUUUGGACAAAUAA
Molecule: messenger RNA, 525 nt
Organism: Kluyveromyces lactis
Lineage: Eukaryota; Fungi; Ascomycota; Saccharomycetes; Saccharomycetales; Saccharomycetaceae
Gene: RPL11A
Product: 60S ribosomal protein uL5
Exons: 1
Coding region: 1-525 (174 amino acids)
Biological process (GO): translation
Cellular component (GO): cytosolic large ribosomal subunit; ribosome
Molecular function (GO): RNA binding; structural constituent of ribosome
Source: RefSeq, a predicted model, not a curated record